Molecule: messenger RNA, 1251 nt
Organism: Trichophyton verrucosum HKI 0517
Lineage: Eukaryota; Fungi; Ascomycota; Eurotiomycetes; Onygenales; Arthrodermataceae
Exons: 4
Coding region: 1-1251 (416 amino acids)
Source: RefSeq, a predicted model, not a curated record
AUGAUAGCAGAGUGGGCUAAUGACAAGAAUGGCUCAGCAUCGCAUGCUUGUUCGGAGUGUGAGCUUGGUAUCCAACACAUUCGACUUUCUUCUCCUUUUGUUUUCUCCGCAUUGACAUCAAGCUGCGGUGUCCAAGGGUAUACCUACGACAUACCAGCCCAAUAUGCACUCAACUGGACUGGCCCCUUUCCAGACAGAUCAUGCGACCACACAGAAAUAACAGCCCAGCCAAAUGAUACCUGUAUAAAUCUAUCCGGUUCACAUAGUGUAUCCACCUUCCAUCUGAUCCAGAAGAAUGCCAUGGAUUUUGCUUGUAAUGAUCUGCCUCGGCGUAGCCAUUACCUUUGCCUUCCCUUGCACUGCAAAACACACCAACUUGGAUCGGUGGAAGACUGCAAUUCCCUGGUUGAGGAUUUUAAUAUCACCAUGAAAGAACUCUUGAAGUGGAGCCCCAUGAUCAACUCAAAUUGUACCAACCUCGACUCAUGGAGAGGGUGGCAUCUCUGUACAAGUUCCCCAACAAGUACAAUACCCUAUCGGGAAGAUGGUUCAUUAAAACGUCCCGAGAGAAAACUGCCAACCCCUCCAACCCCUAAUCCCCUUGCCCCAGGAACAAUUGAGGGCUGCUAUAGAUAUGAGAAUGCAAAUGAGGAAGAAUCGGCCCGCGAUGCCUCAUUGAACGUAUGUUGGUGGUGGGCAGCAAAAGGAGAAGUAAAAGUCGAGGAACUUCUCGCCUGGAACCCGAGUCUCCGCUGGGGGGAGGGUUGUUACUUGAAACCUGGGUACAGAAGUGGGUAUAACCGACAAAAGUAUGCAACCAAAAUCAAAGGACAAAGAUUUUCACGCGAAAUAGAAUCAGCUAACAGCUCGAUAGAAUACUUGAGUUGCUCCAAAAUACCAGACUAUACCGGCCUCAGCCUCUCAGAAUUGCGCACGUUAAAUCCCUGGAUAGAGAAAAACUGCAAGGAAGAUACAUUUACAAGCAAACUAUCGGAGGAUGGCUUCCUUCAGCUCUGUCUGGAGCGCUCAAACCCAGAUCUGACGCCGCUAUCCCUACCAAAUUCCAUCCAGCCUGCAGCAACUACAAUUUGCAAGGAGUGGCAUAUCGUUUCCGAAGGCGAUACCUGCCAGAGCGUUAUCGAGAAAUACGGAAUUUCUCCUGAUGAGUUCUCGUCUUGGAAUCCUGGAAUCAGGAAUGACUGCUCGACUCUGUGGGUUGGUUAUGGGGUAUGUAUUGGAGUGAAAAUGUAA